AUGCAUCUGCUUCAAAGGUUCACAUCUAGCGUCAAAAGACUUAUGAACUAUCCAAGGGGAUUCAAACACACAAUGGAUACCGAAGAGGCAAAACUUAUCCUCGACAUCGAACACUCUGGACAGACAGUCAUGCAGCGGUACCGCACACUUAUCAAAAUCAAUCAUCCAGAUAGAGGUGGAAGCUCAUAUAUAGCAUCAAAAAUCAACCAAGCAAAAGACUUGCUAAUUGAGCAAACAUUAAGACAUCCAUGA
Ordospora colligata OC4 is the source of this 252-nucleotide messenger RNA. RefSeq lists its product as uncharacterized. Gene Ontology annotation, biological process: protein import into mitochondrial matrix. The transcript has a single exon. Lineage: Eukaryota; Fungi; Microsporidia; Ordosporidae. Bases 1 to 252 code for a protein of 83 amino acids. The record is from RefSeq and is a predicted model, not a curated record. Gene Ontology annotation, molecular function: ATPase activator activity. Gene Ontology annotation, cellular component: PAM complex, Tim23 associated import motor.